GGGCUAACAUUAUUUUGCCAAAAAGAAAUAUUUGGGGGUUUAAAAAAAAGGGUGGAGAAGAGCAGGAAUUAGGAUUCCUGGGUUUGGGAAAUAGCUGAAAGACAGAAAGGAAAGCCUGCAAAUCAGUCUGAGAUCCAAACAUGGCAAAAGCUUAGGAACCCAUUUUCCGUAUAGUGUAUACACAACACACACAUAUUUAUAUAUAUAUAUAUAGAUAUUCACCAUACCUGGCUUUCUUUAAUUACCUCCUCUUUCUUUUUCUGUAUCUCUCUCUGCAAAACUUGCUUUGCCGUACAAUUCCACUCUCACAAAUUAGGUGUGAAAUAGUUUUCUUUUGCUAUGUUAUUGUUAAGUACUGAUUUGACUUUGUACACUUGCAUUGAAAAAUAUGUGGUGAGUUUGAGUCAGGAGCUUCAUUCACCCAAGAUUAUUUCUAAUCAUCAAUGAAAAAUAUUGUUAAUUUGUGAAUUGAGAGAGCCAGCCAGUCCUCUUUUUCUUUCUACUGUUUUCUCUUUUUACUCUUAACCUUUAAUCUUUUUGUUUGUUGUUGUUGUUUUGAUGGAGUGGAAGAGAUACAGAAUAAUAAUAAUAAGGUUCAGUAUUAUUAGUACUAAACCUUCUCUGCUGUUUUACUAUGUUCCCAUCUUCAUCUUCACUAUUUCAGCUCUGUUCUACAAUUCCAACAGCUUCAAAACUACAUGCCCAGGUGGCAGGUGUUCGAUGUCUGCAAAAGCUGAUCAUACUUAUUUUCAGGCAUUGGAGAAAAUGGUAACGCCGUCACCUUCACCGUCACCGUUAAUGGUUCCGAGAUAUCUAAGCGGAAUUGGGUCGUCUCCGCCGCGGUGUUUAUGGAAAUGCGGGAACUGCACGCCGUGUAAGCCAGUCCACGUGCCUGUGCCGCCCGGGACUCCGGUCACGGCUGAGUACUACCCGGAAGCAUGGAGAUGCAAGUGUGGCAACAAAUUAUACAUGCCAUGAAAAUAUUUAUAUUAUAUAUAUUUUUUUGAAAUUAUUUAACUUUUGGGUUUUGCUAUAUAUAAAUCAAACUAUAUGAGUUAAAAUAAUAUUAAAGAAGAAAAGAAAAAGGGUUAUAU
Messenger RNA from Cannabis sativa, 1094 nucleotides. Its product is annotated as EPIDERMAL PATTERNING FACTOR-like protein 5. Lineage: Eukaryota; Viridiplantae; Streptophyta; Magnoliopsida; Rosales; Cannabaceae. Gene Ontology annotation, biological process: stomatal complex development; guard cell differentiation. The transcript has 3 exons. The record is from RefSeq and is a predicted model, not a curated record. Bases 559 to 978 code for a protein of 139 amino acids.